This is a messenger RNA of Metarhizium brunneum ARSEF 3297, 843 nucleotides long. RefSeq lists its product as uncharacterized. The record is from RefSeq and is a predicted model, not a curated record. Lineage: Eukaryota; Fungi; Ascomycota; Sordariomycetes; Hypocreales; Clavicipitaceae.
AUGGAUAAAGUGUAUACAAAGAGCCUGCACCCCGUUGGCUUUGGACGCCCGCUAUAUCACGCAGCGCCCAACCUCCAGCCCGGUCACUGUGGAUAUUUUGAUAUAAACGGACACUGGCACCUUAUUAUCGAUCUCUCUGCUGAUCUCCCCAAGGACACGAAGCUUGUGACAGAGCCCCCCGUUCAACUGGGUCCAGUCUAUGGAGAGACUAUGAAAUGGACCAAAUGCAACGCGGAAGCUGAAAUAAGAAUCGGAAACUUGCCCCCAAAAGCUGGCUUUUCGCUGGGCUUUACAACAACAAAGUCCGAGUGUGGCCUUCUCUUGACCGACCCCGUCCAAUACAGGGCAUAUGAACCAGAUGAACCUUUUCGCGAUUGGGUCAAGGAACAUGGCCGUGAGAAAAUUUCUCAGCUAAAAUUUGAUGACCCAGUCUCAGACCAUGGGCUAUUCCUGGUCACCCAAGUAUACUGCACUACGCACUGUAAAGUAGCGGCAGUUCUGGGAGCGAACAAAGAACUAUCUGUUCAGUGUACAGGGAGUGCUUUGGAUGGACAAAAAUUAAGUGGCAAAGGGAAUUGGGGAAUGAUUACUGGGGCCGGCGUUUCCCAGGAAUUUAAAGCCGAGGAUGGAAUAGAGUAUACGGUCUUUGCUGGUGGCUGGUGGUACAAACCCAGCUGGGUAUUCUGGCCUUUUCGUCCGUUCAAUCCAAUCGUAUUGAGGAUGCCAGAGGCCGUCCAGCAAGAGGUCGACAGAACCCAAGAGCGAUGCGUUGGGGACGAAACUAUGAAGGACCGCAACGGCGCUUUGGAGAAAUGGACUCAUGAAUCACCUGUUGGGGGUUAA